CCCGUCAAAUGCGCUAAAAUUGGCGUAAAUUCAGACCACUUCUGCGCAACUGCAUGUGCCAGAACAAAUUUUCUACGAAGAAUUUCAUCAACUCUUCACCUAUUUUAGACGCCCUUAUUAAAACAUUCUAAUGUAUUUAUGAGGAUAGAACACCUAGAAAUCGCAUUUCAUAAUUUUUGAGAUUACUUGAUAAAGUAAAAGUCAUGGUCAUGGAAACCCCAAGCCCACAGUGUGUUGGCCGCGAGUUUGUGAGGCAGUACUACACCUUGCUUCAUGAGGCCCCACUGCAUCUCCACAGAUUUUAUAGCCACAAUUCCAGCUUUGUACAUGGUGGCGUUGAGAAACCUGGCGAAGAACAGCCUCCAGUCAUGGGACAAGUGGAUAUUCAUAAGAAGAUCAUGUCACUCAAUUUCCGUGAUUGUCAUGCAAAGAUCAGACAAGUUGAUAGCCAGGCAACAGUAGGCAAUGCAGUUGUUGUACAGGUGACUGGAGAGCUUUCCAACAACGGACAACCAAUGCGUCGUUUCAUGCAGACCUUCGUUCUUGCUCCUCAAUCUCCAAAGAAGUAUUAUGUUCACAAUGACAUCUUUCGCUACCAGGAUGAGGUUUUCCAUGACAAUGACACGGACACAGAAAACCAAGAUGAAGAUUCUGAUGUAGAAAAUGUGGACUCUAACCCUUCUUCUGUGCAGGAAGUGGUCCCAGACCAGGGCAUAGCCACAUACUAUAGUGAGCCCCCUUCUGCUUUGAGGUUGGUGUCUACCUCAACUACAGAUUUCCAGCUGGAGUCACAAAUUCAUAAUGGCACUGCACAUCUGGAAGAGCGUGUGGAUUCGGCCUCGCAGAAGUCUGAGGAGGAGGAAGAAGAGCUGAAGCCAGAAGAGGAAGCUGAGCUACCUGAAGAAAUAUUUCAGGAAAAGGUAGAAGAACAAACUCCAGUGGAGCCAGAGCCGCAGGAACCUGAAGAACCAGCACAUCUUGAAACACAGUUCACAGAAGAACCAAAGAGUUUGUCAUGGGCUGCCAUGGCUGGGAAGAAGGCAAACAGUACCAGUUCAUCAACAGUCCCCCCAUCCAUGCCCCCAGCACCAUCUGUUGCAUACAAAGCUACUUCAGCCCAAGGAUUCCCAAAGAUUGAGAGCAAACAAGAUUCCAGUGCUCCAACAGGUGCCCCUCAGCCACAGAGGGCGCCAAGGCAACAGCGGGGUGAACGUUUCCGUGAUCGAGAUCGUGGUGGUUUUGGACGUGGUGAAGGAGAUGGUGACGCAGACAGCCAGGGUGGCCGACGAGGGGGACCCAUGGGAGGAGGCGCUUCACGACACCCAGACAGUCAUCAGUUGUUUGUUGGAAAUCUUCCACACAAUAUCACAGAAAAAGAAUUGAUUGAUUUCUUCAAUGCAUAUGGUAAUGUGGUGGAAUUGAGAAUCAACACAAAGGGUAGUGGUGGAAAAUUGCCAUUCCAGAAUUUUGGCUUUGUGGUAUUCGAUACUGCUGAUCCUGUUAAACACAUCCUGAAUAACAAGCCAAUUAUGUACAAUGGUGAACAUCGUCUGAAUGUUGAGGAGAAGAAGGCCCGUGGUGAGGGAGGUCGACAGGGUGGUCGAGGAGGAAUGCGUGGCAGCAUGGCUGGCCCUGGACGCGGAAUGGGGGGAGGCAUGGGCAGCAGAGGAGGGUCUCGUGGAGGCGGAGGAGGCAUGGGUGGUCCCAGGGCAGAUAGAGGCAGCGUGGGAGGGGGGAGAGGAGGAGGGGGAGGAGGAGGUGGUGGCAUGAUGGCUGGAUCAAGACGCUGAUGCAGUGUCUGUCCAGUUGGUGCUUCUAGAAAGUAUGCAAUUCUGACUGGCAUGUGAAAUCAGUUAUAAAGCAGGUAAACCUUUAACACAAGGGAUACGAUUAGUAUUAAGAACUGUCCCAUUUAUGUACUAGUGCCAUCAAACAUUUUGUGUGUACAGUAAUGUUAACUGAACGUGCUGAUUGAAGCAUAGGAUGAACGUGCUUUUUAAUAUUUAUUUCAUGUAAAAGAGAGUGAGGACGUAUAAAGACUUUUAACAUCGAUUGACCAGCUGACACUGACCAUGUUGAAUGGGCUGGGGUUCCCAUGACCUUAAUUUCAUACGGACUCUUAAUCUCUUUAAUGUGAAAUAAAAAAUUAAAUAGAAUCAUUCCUACAUGAUGAUGGUCUCACCAUUGUUGCCGAUUUUCUGACAUUAUGUAUUUGUUGUAAAUAAAUGUACAGUGCAGCAUCUUUGUGCAGAACGGGUCUCAAUCGGUCAACAGUGGUCACUGUAUAUAUAUAGUAAUGCAUUGUAUACAUAGAUUUUGAAUAACAGAAUUGCAUAUUUUCUGUAAAAAAGUACUUUUUACAUUUUUCCUACUUCAUGUUUAUGUCAAACAUAUAACAUAUGCCUUAUGUCGUUGUUCCAUCAAGGCAUAGAUGUUUUCAUCGUCAGACGAAAUCAAACGACGCAAGGCAGAUAUGAAAGAUCUCCCAUUUUCAAAUGUUUUGUGAAAGUGAUUUUUUUAUAUUGGUCACAUUUAUUUCUUAAUUUAUUUCUGGUUUUUUUUUUUUUGAAUUUUUGUCCCUCCCUCAGAUAAGAGAGUACUAUGCAAAGCGUCACUUGAAUUUGGGAUGUUUAAAUUGAUUCUCAUAUCUUGUGGAAAAAUUUUCUACAGAAAUUGUUUUCCAUUAAUAUCAUAAUGCAACAGAGACUAGGAAAUAUAACUAUUAAUUUAUUGUAACUUUAAUAUGUCUACAUUCCUGGUUUCUGAAUAUUACAAGUUUUACUAGUCCCGAAAGUGCAGGAUACAACAAUAGAAUUUUUAAAAUGCUAUUUUUGCAUUUUGAUAUUUUUCUCCUUUUCCUUUUUUUUCUUGAUUUUGAGGUGGAGUCAUCUGCUAGUCGGAGGGUACUGUCAGGAAAAAUAUGCAGAUUUUAUAUUGAAUAAUAUUCACAUUAAUUGUGAUAUUCCAAAUUGGUUUACAUCUUGAAAUCAGAAUAUUUAUUUUCCUCAGCGAUUGUGGUGCAACUUGCUACCUACAUGGCAGCAUGUGUGAUGUAACGAUGUGAUGAAGUAUCGUCUAAGUUUUGCUAAGGACAUUAAGAAGUGGUGAGUCUCCCAACACUGGGAUAAGGCUGGUGUCUGCUACUUUGCUAUUUGGUACCAAUAGUCUUUCAAGAUGAAAUCUCGCAUAUUUAUAGUAGAAAAAAAGAAGACACAGUAUAAACACUGUUUGUGGACGCUAUCUGGUACUAUUGUUGAGUUAAUAUCGCAGUACUGCUCCACUAAUAAGCCAUGAACAAGUAUAAAUAUAGUCAAGUGAUGGAGGUUCUCUCUACAAUACUGCCCUACUCUAAUUGUGACAGUUAUGUACACUCCAUGUAUUAUAUGUAUGAAAGGAGGUCUACGCUCUCGGGACAGACAAGCCCAGGUCGGGCACAUCACCAUAGAAGUGCCAAAUGUCACACAAAUAUAGGUUUCUUUUACUAUUAUUUCAACAAAUUCCAACAACGGUUGCUUUAUUUGCCUUGAGGAAUGUACACAAUAUUGAACAGAACAAUUUGUCCUUUUUUCAAUAUUAUCCCGUUUUUAAAUGCGCAUUCUGUCUUGCAACACCAAUGCAAUUUGAUCAGGGAGGUAUAUUGAAGCCCAUCAUCAUGUUAAGAAAGCAUUUUGCUUCGUUCCCAAGGUAUGUUGGUAAUCAUCCGGUAACAACAUCACAGCCUGACCUGGCACUGCCUGUCCUAGUGUUACAAGUGACCGGGGCAAUUGUGAAUGUGACUAAAUGUGUGCAAGUCAUUGUGUAUGUGGUGUAGAUAAUUUGUUCAGUUUUUUCACACAGCUGUGGCACAUGUGUUCUGAUGUUCAUCUUGAAAGAAGGACAGCUACAUAUGCUUACAGGUGUUUCAGCCACCUAGAAAAAAAAUGUUGACUUAAUAUUGGCAAAAUACAAACAAAAAAAAUUUAAACAAAUUCCAUGUUUUAAUAAGAUGGCGUAUGUUUACAAAUUUGUAUUGUCUGCCUGCACAAGUUUUGAAAAAAAAAGAAAUAAAAAAAAAACUAUAAAAAUA
Molecule: messenger RNA, 4066 nt
Organism: Mizuhopecten yessoensis (Yesso scallop)
Lineage: Eukaryota; Metazoa; Mollusca; Bivalvia; Pectinida; Pectinidae
Product: ras GTPase-activating protein-binding protein 2-like
Exons: 12
Coding region: 204-1790 (528 amino acids)
Cellular component (GO): cytosol; ribonucleoprotein complex
Molecular function (GO): mRNA binding
Source: RefSeq, a predicted model, not a curated record